CGAAGAUAAGUGAAAUCGACCCACUGGUUCGCCAGAUACAAUAAACAAGUGCAGGGAAAGUGGGUCAUAUCAAGUGAUGAAAUGAGUCUCAGUGCUGUGGCUACUUUAAUUGUGUUACUGUUCUAUUUGGCCAAAUGCGACGGUCGGUUGUCCACUCGCUGCUAUGUAUGCCGAUCCAGGGGUGAGAUGGGAGAUUGUAAGGAUCCAUUCAACUUCAAUGACACGUCCAUCAAAGAGUUGCCAGGACUACCUGUUUCGGUGACACCAUGUCCUUCAGGCUGGUGUCGCAAACAGACGGAGGGGAUCCGUGGACCAGCAGAUGAAUAUGGCUCAGCCACGGACCGUUCUUGUCUCAGCCAAGCACCGAAUGAUGGCGAAGAGCGAUGCGCAGAGGUCAACAUUCGCAACAAGGUGUCUCGAUUGUGUUUAUGCAGGGGAGAUUUAUGCAACAAGGCGUCUCCAUCUCAACACUACGGCUCCAUCCUCCUUAUAGCCUUCCUAACGACGGUCUUCCUCCCCAUGUCGAACUAUUCUGGCCACUGAAUAAAAUUAAGAUGGUUGUUGAAUAAUCAUUUUUCGUCCUAUAAUUAUUAGCUCUCUGUUAUUACCAAAUUUCAUAUUAUUACUAAAUAAUAAAUCUUGGCUGUCCAGCAAAU
Molecule: messenger RNA, 656 nt
Organism: Folsomia candida
Lineage: Eukaryota; Metazoa; Arthropoda; Collembola; Entomobryomorpha; Isotomidae
Exons: 3
Coding region: 82-543 (153 amino acids)
Biological process (GO): positive regulation of voltage-gated potassium channel activity; regulation of synaptic transmission, cholinergic; sleep
Source: RefSeq, a predicted model, not a curated record